Molecule: messenger RNA, 2499 nt
Organism: Emericellopsis cladophorae
Lineage: Eukaryota; Fungi; Ascomycota; Sordariomycetes; Hypocreales; Bionectriaceae
Product: Poly(A) RNA polymerase protein-like protein
Exons: 1
Coding region: 1-2499 (832 amino acids)
Biological process (GO): RNA 3'-end processing
Molecular function (GO): RNA uridylyltransferase activity
Source: RefSeq, a predicted model, not a curated record
AUGUCGGCUGCAGCAAUAGAGAACCAAGCAGCACACCUGAAUAAGCUUUGCUACGAAGUAGUCACGAAUUCGCAAAUCGAGCGCUCUGAGAUUGCUGAGAAGGAAAAUUUCCGCGUCUUUAUCGAAGAAAUCGUCCGAAAAACCAUCACUGAUCACGAACAAGAACAAGCUCAGAGAUACGAUUUUCCUUCUCAGAGCGUCGAGCUCAAGUGCUAUGGCAGUCUCUCUUCUGGGUUCGCCACGAAGGAUGCCGACAUGGACCUUGCCAUUUUCUCGCCUUUGUCACCUGUACAACCAGACGCCCAUGGCUCGCCUAUUCCCAGAAUUGUGGAAAAGGCACUUCUCGAUGCUGGAUUCGGAGCCCGCUUACUGCCCCGGACAAGAGUGCCCAUCAUCAAAGUGUGCGAGCGGCCACCAGCUGGCUUCUACCAGAACCUUGUGCACUUCCGCGCUCAGUGGGAACAAGGAUUGGAUCCAUCACAGCUGCACAAUUCCAAAGCAAACGCCGGCUCAAGGGCUGCAGAAGCUGGAAAAGACGUCGGAGAAGCCAAGGAUGGAGCCAUCGAAGCAGAACCUCCAGCGAAAGACGAUGCCAAAAGACCAAAACCUGGUGCCAUCUAUUUUACUAUACCCCUGAUUCAAACAGAGGGUGAAAAAGAAGUAUACCUCGGUCAAAACGAAUCUUCCCUUCGACAGUACAGUGAGCGUGCUCUGGCGAUAAUGGGCUGGAUCGGCUUACGUCGAGGUUUCGGUCGUCACAAGAACGAACCGACCUUCAAGUCGGAGGAAUGGCAAGCAUCAGAACGGAUCUCUUGUGCCUUCAUCCAGGGAUUGGGCGACAAAUCGCUAAGUGAAAGCCUUCAGGCAUAUCCCUCCCUUCAAUUUGCCACAGACGGCAGCAUAGCCUGCCACUUUGUAGAGACGACAAUCAAGCAAGUGGAAGGCGAAGAUUUGCUCAGAGGCCUUGGCAACACCAGCGAUGAGCAAAGUGUCAUGAACAGGUGGCGAAAGCUGAUGGAAUUGCCGGUUACGUAUAUCCAUCCCGAUGCUUUUGGGAGGGAAGUUGAGAGCGUUCUCCGCGACAUACGUGCCCUUCCUUCGAUUCAGUUGCAGGCUUUGCAUCAACCUUUACAUCAGACGCCAUCAAAGUAUCACUAUCGCGCUGAGGAGAUUCGGAAACAAUUCGAGGACAAGGGUGUUACAAUCUCUCAAAGUCUGCUUGCAAACAAAUAUAUCCAAGGCAUAUCGGACGAAACGAUGAGAAGGGACAUGCUUGAAUAUAUGUCGUCUCGCGGGGACCAGGCUACGCUAUCAGCAGUGGCGACCAAACACAAGGCUCUGCAAUUAGCAGGCGAGUACGAGGAGGCUCUCCGGCAAGACAACAUAUUCAAGGAAGAGGUAGCCGAUGAUAUCAACGCCUACAUUCGCCUUUUGCGGUCGCCCCUGGGACAGGUAAACGACGGCUCAGGCGCUACGGGUGAGGGUAUCCCAGUCACAGACGAGUACCGCUCUCUCGUUCAAAGAAUUCAAGCCUUGCCAGAUCCUCACGCCACCCUCGACAUGCAAAAGGGCGUGGUCAAGGACUUGCUGAACUUCCCUGAGAAGGACGCAGGUGUCCAAUGCGACAUCAACUUCUCGGCACAUCUCGGAUUCCAGAACACUAUUCUGCUCAGGUGCUACGCCCAUACGGACCCGCGCGUGCGACCGAUGAUUCUCUUCGUGAAACACUGGGCGAAGAUGCGGAACAUCAACUCGGCCUAUCUGGGAACUCUGAGCAGCUACGGGUACGUCUUGAUGGUCCUCCACUAUCUUGUCAACGUGGCGCAGCCGUUUGUUUGUCCCAAUCUACAGCAGCUUGCGCCUCCUGUGCCACCACAAAUGUCGCCGCUGGAAUACGAGAACACAGUUGAGGUGAAGGGUGCCAACAUCCGCUUUUGGAGAAACGAGGCUGAGAUCCAGCACCUCGCUGCUACCAGUCAACUCAACAGAAACACAUCCUCCGUCGGACAUUUGAUCAGGGGUUUCUUUGAGUACUAUGCUCGCAGUGGCCAGAUCCGACAUAUGCACAGCAGAGGCUUUGACUGGGCCCAAGGCGUCAUCAGCUUGCGCACCCCUGGUGGUCUGUUAUCAAAGCAGUCAAAGGACUGGGUCCAUGCCAAGCACGCAUAUCAAGGAAAGUACGGCAAGUUCUUCCUCGACAAGACGGAGGCUUUGGGAAGUCUUCCGAAAGGUGACGAGGUGAAGGAGGUUCGGUUGCGUUACCUUUUAGCUAUUGAGGAUCCAUUUGAGCUGGAUCACAAUGUGGCCCGCACUGUCACGCACACUGGCGUCGUAGCUAUUCGAGACGAGUUCCGGAGAGCAUGGAAACUACUGCACGAGGCCGGAGAGGGGCCAGGCCAACUGGACGAGCUGUUGGAGGAUGCAAGGCCGUCUAAAGAGCCUGAGCACUCACUAACGAAUCUCAUGAAAGAGAUACAUGGGGCAUAUUUGUUUGAGUAG